Didymella exigua CBS 183.55 is the source of this 1099-nucleotide messenger RNA. RefSeq lists its product as uncharacterized. The coding region runs from base 56 to 1018 and encodes 320 amino acids. The transcript has a single exon. Lineage: Eukaryota; Fungi; Ascomycota; Dothideomycetes; Pleosporales; Didymellaceae. Gene Ontology annotation, biological process: allantoin catabolic process. Gene Ontology annotation, molecular function: ureidoglycolate hydrolase activity; ureidoglycolate lyase activity. The record is from RefSeq and is a predicted model, not a curated record.
CGCGUGCCUCUCCAUUCUUUCCACCUCUGACGUGAACCACCACUGUACAGCGACCAUGCCGACCUCAAUGCCAUGUCCCUCCAUAAGAAUACCCAUGGAGCUUCUGACGCCCACUGCCUUUUCGCAGUUUGGCACUGUGAUUGAAAACCCCGCAACUUCUCCCAGCUCCAGACUCGCGAUACCGGACCGUGUGCCUCCGCCUGAACAUGUCCAGGCCAACCAGGGAUUCGCAACAAAGUACCUGGACGUCACACAUAUGUCGAACCUUUAUAACCUAGCGCCCUCGAAGAAGCCUGCAAAAGCAGUGAUGAACAUGUUUGCAUGCUUACCGCGGAAUCUAAGAAACAAUGAACCGAGCGAGAGCAUGCCCAGCUCUUGGGGCGAUUUGGACUUGGAAGAAGACGAAGACAGCAACGGGAACUACGACAAGCAGCUUCUGGACGUAAAGAUCCUGGAACGCCACCCUUUCACUACUCAAACGUUCAUCCCAAUGGGUCUUUCAGCGCAAGACAAGCACACUCAGUACCUGGUCAUUGUUGCGCCAACGCUGCCCGCCAGCGCCUCGAAACGCCACAUCGGUCGCCCGCCGCCAUAUCCCACACCCAUGGUGGAAAGGAAGAAAAGCUUUAGAGACAUCUUCGCAAGAGCACGGCCUGCGCCCUAUUCGACUGAAUCCAUACCGCCUUCACCUCAAUUUGCUAAGCUGCACCCAUCUGCGCGACCAAAGGGACCUGGACUCCCAGAUUUGAAGAACCUGCGUGCGUUCGUAGCUAGAGGUGACCAGGCUGUGACUUACGGUGCUGGGACCUGGCACGCACCCAUGAUUGUGAUUGGCGAUCGGCCAAUCGACUUUGUUGUUGUGCAGUUUGCGAAUGAGGUGGGGAUGGAAGACUGUCAGGAGGUGGAACUGAAGACUGGCAAGGGCGCACAAGAGGGCGUUGUCGUUAUGGUUGACACAGAUGGGGCUGGAAAAGUGCAGGUCAAGGCCGGUGUUGGAUCGAUAAAGGCAAAGCUGUAAGACUAAAUGAAUAUGUGAUGUUUGCGACUUUCUCGAACGCGUCGCACGCUUGCCAGGACCGCCUCACGCAAUGCCUACGGU